CGCAGCGCUGAAUAAAGUUUAGUCGCCUUUGCGGCGCGCGCGCGACUGUACAUGCGCUGCGGAAAAAAGUUUCUCUCUUCCAUAUACUCUACAUUGUAUAUCGUGUACGUCCGCCGACUUCAUUCAUAGGUAGAGGCAUAUAUAUAUAUAUAUAUGUAUAUAUAGUACACAGCGUGCCGCGCAGCGUCGUGAGUUCAACGCCAGGCUGCGCUCACUGCUCCGAAAUACUUGACAAUCAACUGGUUCGCAGCUGACCUUCUCGCGCACGCAGUGGAGAACGUCUAGCUGCCGCUCCGUGUGUAUCCAUCUACGGACUGUGACCCACUCGUCGUGCGCGUACAGUGCUCGCGAAAUUUAAGCUGCUUCGGUGAGCAGCAGCGGCUGGAGAACUGUCAUACUCGCGGUCAACUCGCGGGAAAAACCACAGAGACGAGUCAGCAGCAGCGAGGAGGAUAAAGAAACGCUCCGCUGCAGUUUGUACAGUGUACGUGUGUUGUGGGCAUAAGUGGCGACGCGCGCACGUGGUUCUUAUUUCCCAUAAGUAUAAAGGAGAGACGAGCACCUCCGUAUCCAGCAUCGAGAGACGUUCGGUCAGGUUUGAGAACCGCUGCGCCGCGCCGCAGAGAAGAGAGAAAGAGAGAGAGAGAGAGACACACAGCGCGAAGGCGAGCAGCAACAAGUGGCCGCAGACUCCGGGAUCGAAAACAUGCCUGAUGCAGCAGCAGGUAUUAUCCGCAGCGGCGAUUGAGCUGGCGCGAAAAUCCUGCCCACUGCGCCUCGAGUUUUUCCGACAGCCGAGCGGUGUCCUUUUUAACGCGCAUCAACCGAUCGAGGAAGCUGCCGACUGCACCAUUACCGAUCGCGUACAUUAUUGAUUCGCGGAUAUUUUCCGUUCUUCGUACGGGUAUUCCAGAAUUUUUACCGUUUCGCCGCGUCGCAACUUUCUAGUGUUCUAGUAACGCGAACGAGUGUACGCGCGAGACAAAGAGUCGCUUUAUUGAUUGUUACAGUAUUAACGAAGAGAAAAAGAAACCGAGGGAAAGCGUCGUGUCCCGAGAACGAUAAGAGCUCGUCCACACGGAUAUCAGGUCCGCUUGCUAAAGUUACGCGAACUUUAUCAGACUCGGACUUUCUCUCUCUCUCUCUCUCGAAAGCGAAUCUGGUUUCGGAAGCGAGAAGGACCUCGCGCGAGGACACGCGAUACGUUAUUAGCCUUGAGAGUCGAAUAGAGGAGAUUUUAUAAAUCACAUGCGAUCCGCGUAUUAAUUCUCCUGCUGUUGUGUACACGCGUAGUUAAAUCCCGCAGCAGAGUCCACGGAGCGAGACGCAUGUGCAUCGUUCCGGUGCACUUUCGUUUUUCGCGCGCGGGGAAAUCGAUGCUCGGACCGCUCAGUCGACUGCUGCACGCUCGCUGCGUUCGACGCGGAAUUACAUAGUAUAUACCGAGUUUGUACACUGCGGUUUUUCCGAUCGAAAAACACGCAGCGUUAUAUCGCCUGCUGCAGCGCUAGUACCGCAAGCUGAGGCUGUUCAUUAAGCGUCUACCACUCCCACGAUGAGUAUCACGUGAACCGCAGUCCGCGAGUCCCACAGUCAGCAGCAGCGAGCAACCGAACGAGGAUGUCGGCGGAGGUCGAGGCCAACAGUCGGCGCAACCGCGCCUGGUGCGCCAAGAUGGUCGAGUACCUGCGCAGCGGCCGCAAUCGGAUCAGCCCGGGAGUCGUCGAGCUGCCGGACUGCGACUUCUUCAACGUCGCGCCCCGUCGCACGCUCCGGGUCCUGCGGCCGGAGCUCAAGAGCGAGCGCUUCUACGAGCCCCCGACGCCCCGGGAGAGGCCCGAGUCCAUCAACGACAACUUCUACUCGCGCUGGGCCAGGCGGCCGCAUCCCUCGGGCAACUGCAGGUGCUCGUUCCGGCAGUCGGCCAACAGCAGCCGACUCAGCAGCCACGAGGAGCAGAUCAUCUCGCAGGAGAUCCAGAGGAUCCGCUCGAGCCUUUGCGAGGCCGAGAAGACCGGAAAGGACAUCGAGGAGCUCGAGAGGAGCCUGAGCGUCGACCUGAGCCAACUCCAGGGCUCCAAGGACGAGACCGACCGAGUCGAGCAGAGCAGCGCGCCGGCGACGCCCGAGCGAAACCUGGAAGAGCACGUGAAGAAGAAGAUAGUGAAGGACUUGGAUAGGUACAUCAGCGAUCUACUGGACGAGAUUUUGAACGAUACCAUCAGAGCCAUCGCCAAGGCCGAGCGUCCUUUCGACCGCGAAAGGAGGGAAUUCUCGCAGUCGGCCGCGGCGGAGGGGGCGACCCCGGCUACCUUCGACAUCAGCUUCGCCUUCCACAGCAGCGACGAUGCUCGGGACAAAGCCGGCGAGUCCAAGGAUGGCAAAGUCGACGCCAAGGCGGAGGAUCAGGGCUACGUCAAUCAGGGCUUCGUGGGCUCGGCCAGCGACCCCGACGCCCUGGACUUCCACCUGAGGCGACGACUCAACGGCGAGGCCAUCCUGGAGAACAUCGACUCGGGCAUCAACAGCGUCGAGACCGUCGAGCUGCAGCCCGAGCAGGAGCAGGAGCAGAAUCUAGAGCAGUCGCUGAUCGACAUCAUCGACGCGAAGCUCGGCGGCACCUCCAUCGGCAAAUCUCUGGAGGAUCUCGGCAUGGAAAUCGACGCCAGCCACGAUGCGAAAGUCACCUCAGCGAGAGAGCAAGUGUCGGUCGAGGUACAAAGCCAAACAGCCCCGGAGAGGAAGGUAGAUUCGCAGGUGACGAAGCCAAAGGCGGAGGAUCAGAAAAGGGUGACGAUAAAGGAGACACCUGUGAAUUCACCUGCGGAGCGCUCCUCGAAAUCUCUAGAUGACGUGAUAGAGGAGCCGUUCAACAGUUUGCGCCUCGAGUUCAAGCGCGACAGCUCCAAUAACAAGGACGGCGAGGAUUCCAAGCCGACAGUCGCGACGAGCAACAAUGUCACCUCCAGAGUCAACAAGACGGUGUCGGUGAUCCGCAAGCGGAUCGCCACGAGGCUCCAAGGCAACUCGCGCCGAAAGCCCGGUAAGAAGAAGAAACCCGGAGUCGCAGCUAACCACAACAACAGCAGCAGUGGCAGCAGUAACAACAACAAUAACGAGACGCCGUCAUCGAGCAAAUCGAGCAAAUCGAAAUCGUCGACGCGAUCGUCGCUCGAGCUCGAGGAUUACCGGAGGCGCUUCCCCGUGCCGGAGACCAAUCGCCGGCACUACUUCAAGCCCGUGGACGAGGCCGGCGAUGAAGUAACGCUGCGUAAUCGCAGCCGUAAGCCGAUGAUCGUCUUCCUUCACGGCUUCGGCUCCUCGGCCGAGGUGUUCGAGCAGCAGCUGCAAUACUUUGCCGAUCUCGGCUAUCCGUGCAUCGCACCAGAUUUACUCGGCCAUGGGAUGAGCUCAGCGCCGAACCGCCGCGCGGAUUAUCACUUCGGCAAAUUGCUCAAGGAUCUCGAAACUCUGCUGCUGCAUUACGCGUUCAAGCCCGGCCAGAAGUGCGUGCUCGUCGCCCACAAUUACGGGUGCAGUUUUGCGACAGUCCUAGCGAACAAGUACACCAGCAACGUGCACCAGUUGGUGCUGAUCUCGGGCGGCGGUCCAACGCCUCUGGCGCCUCCGCUGUCCGAGGGUCCGGGUCACUGCUGUCUUCGCGCGAGUCUGGCGCCACUGCUGGUCUGUGGAAUGAACCGCGCUGUCCUCUACUCGGCUCGCGGUCGUCAGCAUCCCUACUGCGGCGGUGAACUACUCCCAGAGCAGUGGCCCUCGCACAUGAGGCACGUGCUCCACGGCAUGACCUGGCCCGAAGGCGACUACGUCUUCCACCGCAGGAUCUGCACACCUACGCUUCUCGUCCACGGACUUCGAGAUAACAAGGUGUCGCUCGUGCAGGAGUGUCAAAUGGAGAGGACUAUGAUCAAGGCAUUCCUGGAGGCUAUUCCAGCAGCGGGUCAUAUGCCGAUGACCGACUGUCCGGAACAGCUGAAUCACAUGAUCCAUUGCUUCAUCGACUUGUGGAAAAACAAGAAGUGGUGAACUCAUUCGGAAUGCUUGAGACGCUGGUAAAACUGGAAACCGGUGAUCUGACGUGUAAUCAGUCGUUUAACGAGAAAGAGAUCGUGCCAAAAUAAGCAAAUCGAACAUAUAUCCGUCAGUAUAUUAGAGUACACACGGAACGAGAGUUCAACCCUCGUACUAAUAGCAGUAGAUAUUUUCAAAACUUUGGAUUCAUGCCGAGAGAAACAUUCCUCGCAUAUGAAAAAUUUGUAAAAACUGUUGUUACAUGUGUAUGGCAUGUUGAGAGCUAUUUUGCAACUAUUUCAACGAGUGUUUAACGUUGUAAUUGUACGAGAUUUUAACUUUCCCAGUACUGUAACGCUAUUUUGUAUGCUUUUACGAAAAAUUUAUAGCUUUAAGGUUGUGUACGUUUAACAAGGUUUUCGAACUGUCCUACGCUAUUAGAGUUCUACAUAAAACAUUAGGGCGACCAAUCGUCAAACGCAUGCAAAUCGUACCAAAGAUGUGAUUUUUUUUUAUACAUAAUAUUAUUAUAUACUCGACAUGUAUUCUACGGCAUCGAAGCAUAAAUUAUUCCUUUGCAAUAAAAUUGUGUUUGGACAUUCA
Molecule: messenger RNA, 4632 nt
Organism: Nasonia vitripennis (jewel wasp)
Lineage: Eukaryota; Metazoa; Arthropoda; Insecta; Hymenoptera; Pteromalidae
Exons: 5
Coding region: 1621-4044 (807 amino acids)
Molecular function (GO): catalytic activity
Source: RefSeq, a predicted model, not a curated record